AUGUCUCGCCCGGGCCUGGGAUCAACGCCCUUAGCUCACCAGGCCGGCUUCGCGGGCGCUGCGGCUCGUUUCUGGCAGCGGUCGUAUGCGGCCGACUAUAUUGCGCUGGGGUUGCUGGUCGCUCUAUGGACCUUGAUCCAGCUCUUUAUCGUCCCCUUCCAUCGCAUGUUCUCCCUCGACAAUCGCUCCAUUCAAUACCCGUUUGCCGUUCAUGAACGGGUUCCAGUCGCGUGGUCGAUCUUCUACGCCGGCGUCAUUCCCUUCUGCAUCCUUCUCAUCUGGUCUGCCAUGUUCCGUCCCGGGGUGCAAAAGACACAGGUGACAGUGCUGGGGCUCCUUGUCGCCUUGAUGUUGACGUCUUUCCUGACGGAUGUGGUCAAGAAUGCCGUGGGCCGGCCACGCCCUGAUCUGCUCUCGCGCUGCAUACCCUCGCGAGGCACAGCGGACAAUGCGCUGGUCGCAUGGACUGUCUGCACGCAGCCCGACCAGCACAUUUUGCAGGAGGGUUGGCGGAGCUUCCCGAGUGGACACAGCAGCUUCGCUUUCAGUGGCCUAGGCUAUCUGUCCCUCUUCUUCUCUGGUCAGAUGCAUGUGUAUCGUCCCCGGACGGAUCUCGCGCGGUGUCUGCUGGCCUUCCUGCCGCUGCUGUGCGCGUUGAUGAUUGCCAUCUCACGCCUGGAUGACUACCGGCACGAUGUCUACGACGUCACCUGCGGCGGGCUGCUGGGUCUUUUGGUCGCCUGGUUCUCCUACCGUCGCUACUAUCCGCCUCUGCGCUCGAUCCGCUGUGAUGUGCCUUAUGACAAGUCCGAGGUUACCACCCCGGAUGGAUUUGCCAGGUUGGGCGACGAAGAGCAGGCUCUGUCGCGAUCAAUCCACGAUGGAGCCCCAUCAGAGGAGAGCUACGCGCUAGAAGAGGCCGAAGGGUCCCGAGGCCAUUAG
This is a messenger RNA of Penicillium lagena, 942 nucleotides long. RefSeq names its product phosphatase PAP2 family protein. Bases 1 to 942 code for a protein of 313 amino acids. The record is from RefSeq and is a predicted model, not a curated record. Gene Ontology annotation, biological process: phospholipid metabolic process. NCBI's taxonomy places the organism in Eukaryota, Fungi, Ascomycota, Eurotiomycetes, Eurotiales, Aspergillaceae. The transcript is spliced from 4 exons. Gene Ontology annotation, molecular function: phosphatidate phosphatase activity.